This is a messenger RNA of Cetraspora pellucida, 1483 nucleotides long. NCBI's taxonomy places the organism in Eukaryota, Fungi, Glomeromycota, Glomeromycetes, Diversisporales, Gigasporaceae. The record is from the annotation of a GenBank genome assembly.
AUGAUUAGUACUACAAAAUUCAGAAAUGACCGCACAUCCAAGUCGCCAUCACGCCGUAAUUAUAAUAGGAAGGAAAGUUUAAGAACUCGUGAUUUGGAUAAGAAAAGUCCGGUUAGAUCACCGGUCAAUCGAAAUAAUGGAAGAGAAUGGUCACGAUCUCGUAUUUCACCACCACAAUAUGAUAAAAGGUCAAAAUCACCAAGACGUAUACGUUCUCAAACUAUAUCUCGAGAUAGAAAAGUCUCUCGACUUAGCUUACUUCCUUCACGAAAGGACCGUAAGUCAGGAUCUUCCGAUCGUGUGAGUAACAGAAGAGAAGUUUCAAAGUCUCGAGAAAAAUCGCGUCGUAGUCCUUCUCCCCAUCAUAGCUCUCAUAGAUCUUUGGCUCGCGGACAGGCCGACUCUUAUCGUCCAAAUUACCAAAGCCAAAGAUCUAGGUAUGAUUCAUAUCGUCCAAAAAAAGGUAGAAUUUAUAUUUGCUAUUUUGAAAGUAAUAAACAAAUUAGACGCGCAAUUCUAUUAUCGAAAGAUUCAAAAAAAAUAAAAAAAUCUUAUUGUUAUUACAUAAUAGUCACAAAGUCAUUAGAUCGACAGAAUUCAAAGGAUGAAUCUCGAUCGUCCGCAUUGGUUCAUCCUGAAGCUUCUAGUGCAGCUAAUUUUUCACCAAUUCAUGAGAAUGUGGUAUUAGAGCGUCCACGACCUUAUAAACCGAUAUAUGAUGCUAAAGCAGAACUCAAAGAACGUAAAGAUGCAUUCUAUUUUGAAUAUGAUAAUUAUUUGAAUGGCAAUUCAAUAUCAAAGACCCCAAUUCUCAAUAUCACUAAUGCUCGCCAAGACAUGAUUGAUCAUAUAAUUCAAUCUUGUUUACGUUUACAACUACCUAUGAAUUGUAUGGCAGCGACAUUGAUAUUUUACCAGAGGUUUCACGCAAAAUUACAACGAGAUAAAAAAGCAUUUCCAGAAUUAUAUGCACAUCAGGUUGAACAUGAUAAUGAUCUUAUGAUAGCAGCCUGUAUGCUUUUUGCAGGAAAAGUUACAAAUUGCAGGAUUGGAGUGACAAAUGCGAUCAAAGGCAGUUGGAGGCCGAGGCCGAGUGAAACGAGAUGUCCGAGCGAAGAAAGUUUGGCAUUUAUUGAUCGAAAAGAAUCGGUUAUCCAUUAUGAAAAUUGCUUGAUGACAGCAGUUGGUCUUGAUCUUGCAAAAGACACACCUUAUGCGGUGGUAAAUAAGAUAAUUUCUCCGAUACUUGAGAAGACUGUAGGAACGUGCACAUUGGAUGCAAUUUGGAAAAAGUUCACUAGACAAACCUACGAACAAAUUCUAGAGUCACUACGCUGUACAAUAAUUGCAGUCACAUACAAUGCAAGUGAAAUUGCGACAGCAGCGGCAGCUAUUGCAUCAUUUCAAGUUGGAAUACCUCUGCCGGGAGGAUUAUUUGAGUUUUGCAUCGAAUGUGGAGUGGCUAGUCCUUUAAAAGUUAAAG